Molecule: messenger RNA, 2860 nt
Organism: Populus euphratica (Euphrates poplar)
Lineage: Eukaryota; Viridiplantae; Streptophyta; Magnoliopsida; Malpighiales; Salicaceae
Product: MA3 domain-containing protein
Exons: 4
Coding region: 360-2516 (718 amino acids)
Biological process (GO): negative regulation of DNA-templated transcription
Source: RefSeq, a predicted model, not a curated record
CCCUCCCUUUGUUCUCAUCCAUUUCCUUCAUUGUCUCUCUUUCAGAUUGAGACGUGCGUUGCUCUUGCUGCCCGACCUUUAAAUAUCGGGAGCCUCCAGGAUCCACUAAUUUCGGAGCUCCGUUUCGUUUCGUCUGGGGUUUAUUUUUCAAUUCAAUUAUAUUCCUGCUCUCUUUUUUUUUGGAUUCUUCGAAUCGGAGGUUGUCCGGUUCGGAGAUCCGAUUGCUUCUCCUCUCUGUCUUGGCUCGAGAUCCGGGCCAAGCACAGAAGUAUCGGGCUCGGGUUCUUAGAUUUUAUGUUCUCUCUCUUCAAGUGUACAAAGUUUAGAUUUGGGGAUUGUAUAGAAUUGAACAAGUGUAAAUGGCGACGGGUGAGGGAUUUCUGACGGGUGAGCAGAGGAAGAUGCUGAAAAUAGCCAGCCAAAAUGCAGAGAAUUUGUCAUCGUCUCCCAAGGGUUUGUCUUCGUCGCCUAAAUCCCCAUCACAAUUGUUUUCUGAGCAUCACUUAAAAGUUCCUGCUGCCGGGAAAGCAACUAAUGCUGGGAUUGCUGUGAGGCAUGUCAGGAGAUCGCACUCGGGGAAGCUUGUGCGUGUUAAGAAAGAUGGUGGUGGUGGUAAGGGAACAUGGGGAAAACUGCUGGACACUGAUGGUGAAUCCCGUAUUGAUCGGAGUGAUCCUAAUUAUGACAGUGGAGAGGAGCCAUAUCAGCUUGUUGGGGCAACCAUCUCAGAUCCCUUAGAUGACUACAAGAAGGCUGUUGUUUCAAUAAUAGAGGAGUACUUUAGCACUGGUGAUGUGGAAGUGGCUGCAUCUGACCUCAGAGAACUUGGGUCUAGCGAAUAUCAUCUGUACUUUAUCAAGCGACUUGUUUCCAUGGCCAUGGACAGGCAUGAUAAGGAGAAGGAAAUGGCUUCAGUUUUGCUUUCUGCGCUGUAUGCUGAUGUCAUCAGCCCAUCCCAGAUCAGAGAUGGGUUUGUCAUACUUCUAGAGUCUGCUGAUGAUCUUGCAGUGGAUAUACUGGAUGCAGUUGACAUCCUUGCUUUAUUCAUAGCUCGUGCCGUGGUUGAUGAUAUCCUUCCUCCUGCUUUCCUCACCAGAGCAAAGAAGACCUUACCUGAAUCCUCGAAAGGAUUUCAAGUUCUCCAAACUGCUGAAAAGAGCUAUCUUUCAGCUCCACACCAUGCAGAGCUUGUGGAGAGGAGGUGGGGUGGAAGCACCCACAUAACUGUCGAGGAAGUGAAGAAAAAAAUUGCAGAUCUGUUGAGGGAAUAUGUGGAGAGUGGAGAUGCUGUUGAAGCCUGCAGGUGCAUAAGGGAGUUAGGAGUUUCAUUCUUUCAUCAUGAGGUUGUUAAGAGGGCUUUGGUUCUUGCCAUGGAGAUCCGAACUGCAGAACCACUUAUAUUGAAGCUGUUGAAGGAAGCUUCUGAAGAAGGCCUGAUAAGUUCCAGUCAAAUGGCAAAGGGUUUUGCUCGAUUGGCAGAGAGCCUUGAUGACCUUGCUCUUGACAUUCCAUCUGCCAAAUCCUUGUUUCAAUCCCUCAUCCCCAAAGCUAUUGCUGAAGGAUGGCUUGAUGCUUCAUUCAUGAAAUCUUCAUGUGAAGAUGGACAAGUACAAGCUGAGGAUGAGAAGGUUAAGCGGUUUAAGGAGGAGGUUGUGACAAUAAUUCAUGAGUAUUUUCUCUCAGAUGACAUCCCUGAAUUGAUUCGAAGUCUUGAAGAUCUUGGAAUGCCUGAGUGUAACCCAAUCUUCCUGAAAAAGCUCAUCACCCUUGCCAUGGACAGGAAGAACAGGGAGAAGGAAAUGGCGUCUGUGCUACUGUCAGCUCUUCACAUUGAGAUAUUUUCAACCGAUGACAUAGUUAACGGUUUCGUCAUGCUUCUGGAAUCUGCAGAAGAUACAGCGCUGGACAUCUUGGAUGCUUCAAAUGAACUUGCACUCUUUCUAGCUAGGGCUGUAAUUGAUGAUGUCUUGGCUCCUUUGAAUCUAGAGGAGAUAGGCAGCAAGUUGCCACCAAACUGCAGUGGAAGUGAGACGGUGCGCAUGGCUCGAUCACUUAUUGCUGCCCGCCAUGCCGGCGAGAGGCUCUUGAGGUGUUGGGGUGGUGGAACUGGCUGGGCUGUGGAAGAUGCAAAGGACAAGAUCUUAAAGCUACUGGAGGAGUAUGAAAGUGGGGGUGUUGUUGGCGAAGCUUGCCAGUGUAUUCGUGAUCUUGGAAUGCCUUUCUUUAACCAUGAGGUGGUGAAGAAGGCAUUGGUCAUGGCAAUGGAGAAGAAGAAUGACAGGAUGCUGGAUCUGCUCCAAGUGUGUUUCAAUGAAGGCCUGAUCACUAUCAAUCAGAUGACCAAAGGCUUCAACCGUAUCAAGGAUGGAAUGGAUGAUCUGGCUCUUGACAUUCCAAAUGCAGAGGAGAAAUUUAGCCUCUAUGUAGAUUAUGCCCAGAAAAAGGGUUGGCUGCUUGCACCUUUGGGGUCAUCUGUUGCGGACGGCUCCUCCUCAAUCGCCAUGACAGGUACUUGAGAAGAAAGCAUAUUUCCUGUCGUCAUUCUCAUGUAUGUUGUUACCUAUUUUGCCUCACUGUACUGCUGAAAGGUGGAUAGGUAUAGAUAUAGGAUAUGUUUAGAUUCCGUCUGAUGUCUCUCUUUUUUGUGCUUAUCCGAUGGAGAUUCUUAUGAUCCCAUUCAGUGUGUAAAGUUGGUUGUUUCUUUGUGUUAUUGACGACCUAGCUUUAGGCGCAUCUUGCAUCCAAAAGAGUAUGUUAAGAGAGGGGAAAUAAAUUCCCUGUGAUGUUGCUGUACAUGCUACGUGAUGAUGGUUAGGAUUACUUGUUUCCUUCCCCUUCUUUGAUUUCCCAGAAGCACAAU